GAGAAGUAAAGAAGGACCCGCGUCCGCGUGCCCGGGCGCCGACUGCUGGGCGACGCCGCCGGGAGCGAGCACGCCUCUGACGUCACGCGCUGCUCGUCCAAUGAGUGGAGGCCUGAGGGAGGCGCCGGUCCCGGCCCCGCUGCCGCCGCCGCCACACCGGCCCUUCGGGAGCGUCUGAGGAGGCGCGGGCCGCUGCGGGCUCGGGCGCCGCACCGCGCCGGCCCGAGCCCCUGGACGAGGCCCACGGAGCCGCUCGCCCCGACCCAGCCGCCCGAUGUCCUCAAGAUGGAGGCAGCGGGGGCGGCGGCGUGAAGAAAGCGGCGCUGUGGGCGCGGGAGUAGGGGCCCGGGCGGAGGCGGUGGCGGGAUGGGGCUGCUGCUCAUGAUCCUGGCGUCGGCCGUGCUGGGUUCCUUCCUCACGCUCCUCGCCCAGUUCUUCCUGCUGUACCGCAGGCAGCCCGAGCCGCCGGCUGACGAGGCCGCCCGCGCGGGCGAGGGCUUCCGCUACAUCAAGCCAGUGCCGGGCCUGCUCCUAAGGGAGUACCUUUAUGGCGGCGGCCGGGAUGAGGAGCCCUCCGGAGCGGCCCCUGAGGGCGGCGCGACCCCCACCGCGGUCCCCGAGACCCCCGCCCCGCCGACGCGGGAGACUUGCUACUUCCUGAACGCCACCAUCCUAUUCCUGUUCCGGGAGUUGCGGGACACCGCGCUGACCCGCCGCUGGGUCACCAAGAAGAUCAAGGUGGAGUUCGAGGAGCUGCUGCAGACCAGGACGGCCGGGCGCCUGCUGGAGGGGCUGAGCCUGCGGGACGUGUUCCUGGGCGAGACGGUGCCCUUCAUCAAGACCAUCCGGCUCGUCCGGCCAGUCGUGCCCUCGGCCACCGGGGAGCCCGACGGCCCUGAAGGGGAGGCGCUGCCCGCCGCCUGCCCCGAGGAGCUGGCCUUCGAGGCGGAGGUGGAGUACAACGGGGGCUUCCACCUGGCCAUCGACGUGGACCUGGUCUUCGGCAAGUCCGCCUACUUGUUUGUCAAGCUGUCCCGCGUGGUGGGGAGGCUGCGCUUGGUCUUCACGCGCGUGCCCUUCACCCACUGGUUCUUCUCCUUCGUGGAGGACCCGCUGAUCGACUUCGAGGUGCGCUCCCAGUUUGAAGGGCGGCCCAUGCCCCAGCUCACCUCCAUCAUCGUCAACCAGCUCAAGAAGAUCAUCAAGCGCAAGCACACCCUACCGAAUUACAAGAUCAGGUUUAAGCCGUUUUUUCCAUACCAGACCUUGCAAGGAUUUGAAGAAGAUGAAGAGCAUAUCCAUAUACAACAAUGGGCACUUACUGAAGGCCGUCUUAAAGUUACAUUGUUAGAAUGUAGCAGGUUACUCAUUUUUGGAUCCUAUGACAGAGAGGCAAAUGUUCAUUGCACACUUGAGUUAAGCAGUAGUGUUUGGGAAGAAAAACAGAGGAGUUCUAUUAAGACGGUUGAAUUAAUAAAAGGAAAUUUACAAAGUGUUGGACUUACACUUCGUCUUGUCCAGUCAACUGAUGGGUAUGCUGGGCACGUCAUCAUUGAAACUGUGGCUCCAAACUCGCCUGCUGCAAUUGCAGAUCUUCAGCGGGGAGAUCGACUUAUCGCCAUUGGAGGUGUGAAAAUCACAUCAACACUGCAAGUGUUGAAGCUUAUCAAGCAGGCUGGUGACCGAGUCCUGGUGUACUAUGAAAGGCCUGUUGGCCAGAGUAAUCAAGGUGCAGUGCUGCAAGAUAACUUUGGCCAGUUGGAAGAAAACUUUUUGUCAAGCUCAUGCCAAUCGGGUUAUGAAGAGGAAGCUGCCGGGUUGACAGUAGAUACUGAAAGUAGAGAGCUGGAUUCUGAAUUUGAAGACUUGGCAAGUGAUGUCAGAGCACAAAAUGAGUUCAAAGAUGAGGCACAAUCAUUAAGUCAUAGUCCCAAACGUGUUCCAACAACACUUUCUAUUAAACCCCUUGGAGCUAUAUCACCAGUUUUAAACCGUAAAUUAGCUGUAGGAAGUCACCCACUACCACCAAAAAUUCAGUCCAAAGAUGGAAAUAAACCUCCACCCCUAAAAACUUCAGAGAUAACAGACCCAGCACAAGUGUCAAAACCAACCCAAGGAUCUGCUUUCAAACCACCUGUGCCACCACGACCACAAGUGAAAGUUCCUUUGCCUUCCGCUGAUGCUCCAAAUCAGGCAGAACCAGAUGUUCUCGUUGAAAAGCCAGAGAAGGUGGCGCCGCCUCCUCUUGUAGAUAAAUCUGCUGAAAAGCAAGCAAAAAAUGUGGAUCCCAUAGACGAUGCAGCUGCAUCUAAGCAAUUUUUAGCAAAGCAAGAAGUGGCCAAAGAUGUCACUUCAGAAACUUCCUGCCCUACUAAGGACAGUUCGGACGACCGUCAAACAUGGGAAUCAUCAGAAAUUCUUUAUCGUAAUAAGCUAGGAAAAUGGACAAGAACCAGAGCAUCCUGUUUGUUUGACAUAGAAGCCUGUCACAGGUACUUGAACAUUGCAUUGUGGUGCAGGGAUCCUUUUAAGUUGGGAGGUCUCAUCUGUUUGGGGCAUGUUAGUUUAAAACUUGAAGAUGUGGCUUUAGGAUGCCUAGCUACAUCAAACACGGAAUACCUUUCCAAAUUGAGACUGGAAGCCCCCUCACCUAAGGCUAUAGUCACUAGAACCGCACUACGCAAUCUGAGUAUGCAAAAGGGAUUCAAUGACAAAUUUUGCUAUGGUGACAUUACUAUUCACUUCAAAUAUUUGAAAGAAGGAGAAUCAGACCACCAUGUAGUUACUAACGUAGAAAAAGAAAAAGAACCCCAUUUGGUUGAAGAAGUUUCUGUUCUUCCUAAAGAGGAGCAAUUUGUUGGACAGAUGGGUUUAACAGAAAACAAACACAGUUUUCAGGAUACUCAGUUCCAGAACCCAACAUGGUGUGACUACUGUAAGAAAAAAGUCUGGACUAAAGCAGCUUCCCAGUGUAUGUUUUGUGCUUAUGUUUGCCAUAAAAAAUGUCAAGAAAAGUGUCUAGCUGAGACUUCUGUUUGUGGAGCAACUGAUAGGCGAAUAGACAGGACACUGAAAAACCUUAGGCUGGAAGGACAGGAAACCCUCUUAGGCCUGCCUCCUCGUGUUGAUGCUGAAGCUAGCAAGUCAGUCAAUAAAACAACAGGUUUGACAAGGCAUAUUAUCAAUACUAGUUCUCGUUUAUUAAAUUUGCGUCAAGUCUCUAAAACUCGCCUUUCUGAACCAGGAACCGAUCUCGUAGAACCUUCACCAAAACACACACCCAACACGUCAGACAACGAAGGCAGUGACACGGAGGUCUGUGGUCCAAACAGUCCUUCUAAACGGGGAAACAGCACAGGAAUAAAGUUAGUGAGAAAAGAGGGUGGUCUGGAUGACAGUGUUUUCAUUGCAGUUAAAGAAAUUGGUCGUGAUCUGUACAGGGGCUUGCCUACAGAGGAAAGGAUCCAGAAACUAGAGUUCAUGUUGGAUAAGCUACAGAAUGAAAUUGAUCAGGAGUUGGAACACAAUAAUUCCCUUGUUAGAGAAGAAAAAGAGACAACUGAUACAAGGAAAAAAUCACUUCUUUCUGCUGCCUUAGCUAAAUCAGGUGAAAGGCUACAAGCUCUAACACUUCUUAUGAUUCACUACAGAGCAGGCAUUGAAGAUAUAGAAACUUUAGAAAGUCUGUCUUUAGACCAGCACUCCAAAAAAAUAAGCAAGUACACAGAUGAUACAGAAGAAGACCUUGAUAAUGAAAUAAGCCAACUAAUAGACUCUCAGCCAUUCAGCAGCAUAUCAGAUGACUUAUUUGGCCCAUCCGAGUCUGUGUAGCAGACAGGUCUAUUUAAACUUUCAAAUGAACAGGGUAAAGUUGCAUCUAAAGUACCACAGAUACAACCAUGUUUAAAUCCUCGUAUGCACUCUGGCCUGCUUCUCCAGUUACUUGCUUGUGUAAGAACAAAAAUGAGAAAGGUUGUUUUCCAGUAAAAACAUGACCAGCUUACUAAUUGGUUGUUUUGGAUUGCAUUUAUAGCUAUGCUUUUUUGGGUUUAUACUGGGAAUUUAUUUUUACUAAAUUAUUUAACUUUUCUAAUUAUGUAAUUAUGUAAGCUAACUUUUCAUGUUUAUGUAUGUAUGGUGUCCCCUUGUGUUAUUUUCCUUCCUCUUGGUUUUUGAAUUAGUGUUAAAUAGAAUACUGUCUAGAUUCUUAAAAUAUUUUCAUUUCCAUCAUGGUUAUAACAAAUUUGCUGCAUGCCCAAAUUGACAACAGCAAUCACUGAGGGAACAGGUUUUGAACCUUUCUUUUGUGUUAAUGAAGUUUAUCAUCUCUACUUGCUUGAGAUUUUUGUUAUUUUGGGGGUUUGGGGGUGCUUUUUGUUUUGUUUUUGCCAAAUGUAACAUGAAAGCAGAUGCUGCAGCUUUAGUCUGUUAUGCUGAUUUAGUAAAAAAAAAAAUUUUACAUAUAUUGCUUGCUUUCGAUGCUUCUGUGAAAUUUUUUUCUAAAGCUUUUGUGCAGCUUUAUGGUAAAAAUAUGGUGAUUAAUUUGAAGAGCUUACAUUGAAAGACAAUGUAAUAGGAAAUAAAUGUAGAUUGCAGUUGGUCAAGAAUUUUGUAGAGAGGAUAACAAGAUUUAAUUACUGAAAAACAGUAACAUAGCAUUUUGAAAUAUAAUCUUUUAAAAUAUUGAUGCUUUCCUUUUAAAUGGAAAUUUAAAUUUUAUGAUUAAAAGUUUAAACAUUUAUGAUAAUUUUCCUCAUCAGUUCUCCCAUAGGAAAUAAAGCAUGUGAAAGGGUA
This is a messenger RNA of Gorilla gorilla gorilla (western lowland gorilla), 4794 nucleotides long. RefSeq names its product PDZ domain containing 8 (gene PDZD8). The transcript is spliced from 5 exons. The record is from RefSeq and is a predicted model, not a curated record. Gene Ontology annotation, biological process: mitochondrial calcium ion homeostasis. Gene Ontology annotation, cellular component: mitochondria-associated endoplasmic reticulum membrane contact site. The coding region runs from base 367 to 3831 and encodes 1154 amino acids. Lineage: Eukaryota; Metazoa; Chordata; Mammalia; Primates; Hominidae. Gene Ontology annotation, molecular function: protein binding; lipid binding.